UCUCAUCUAGAAAGUGGAAAAUCAGUCAUAAACGUACCUCAGAAUUAGGAAAAACAGUACCUGUGCUGCACACCUACGUGUAUUUGAGACCCCAGCAAGGAUGCAAUUGUGCUGUGAAUCAGUAAAUGGCUCUUGUAUAAGGAGCAACUGGUCAAACAGUAUCCGUAUUUCCAUGUACAUCUUCAUGGUUUGCAUUAUUCUGGCCACAGUGGUUGGAAAUCUGACAGUUAUCAUCUCUAUAUCACAUUUCAAGCAGCUCCACACGCCUACAAAUUUCCUGAUACUUUCAAUGGCUACUGUAGACUUCCUGCUGGGAAGUUUCAUCAUGCCUUGCAGUAUGGUGCGCUCUGUUGAGCACUGCUGGUAUUUUGGGGAGUUCUUCUGCAAGAUCCACACGAGCACUGACAUUAUGCUGAGCACGGCUUCCAUCUUCCAUCUUUCCUUCAUAUCCGUCGACCGUUACUAUGCUGUGUGUGACCCUUUGAGAUACAAAGCAAAGAUAAAUGCUUUUGUCAUCGUGGUCAUGAUGUGUAUAAGCUGGAUGGUGCCUGCUGCUUUUGCUUUUGGGAUGAUCUUUCUAGACCUAAACUUGAGAGGGGCAGAAAAGAUUUAUAAUCAUGUCCACUGUGCAGGAGGAUGCUUUCUCAUUUUUAGCGAAACUUCAGGUAUUGUGGCCUCCACAGUGUCUUUUUACAUCCCUGGAUGUAUUAUGCUGUACAUCUAUAGGAAAAUAUACUCUGUGGCCAAGAAGCAGGCAAAAUCCAUCGAUGCAAUUAGCAGGAAAAAAAUGCAAUUUGAAAUGAAGCACCACAUUUCAUUCUGCAGAGAAAGGAAAGCUGCUAAGACUUUAGGCAUCAUAAUGGGAGUGUUUCUCAUCUGCUGGACUCCGUUCUUCUUCUUUACAGCUACCAAUCCAUUUAUGAAUUAUGUGAUACCUCCUGUUUUCAUUGAUGCUUUGGUUUGGUUUGGCUAUUUAAAUUCCACACUUAACCCAAUUGUUUAUGCGUUUUUUUACAUGUGGUUUCGCAGGGCAUUGAAAAUUAUUCUGUUUGGAAAAAUUUUUCAACAGGACUCUUCCAGGACUCAUUUGUUUUCUGACUAAUAUGUUUUAAAUGGUUGCAUUCAUGGCUUUGAACUUUUGCCUGGAGGCUGAACUCCCAGAUCUAAGAGCUAUGAAGGAAGGAAACACCUAUUUGUUUGCCUAUUUACCAAAUUUAGUUCAAGCAGAUAAGCGAUCAUUGUGCUUCACAAAUUCUUUCAUUCCAGAUUGGGUUUUGUAUGCAGUGUUUUGAUUAUAUUUAUUUAUUUGCAAUGCACAUAAGAGCAAGACCUCAAUUUAAAAAAACUUAUAGCAGUUUAUAACCCUGAUUUUCAUAAUUAAAAAACUAUUCUGACACAACAGAUUAAUUUCUUGAACAAGGUGUGUUUAUAUUACGAUAUUUGUGUUUGUGUUCUUCUCUAGAAAGAGCAGAAAAACCUUUUCUUUUGAAUUUCUUUGCAUCCUUGGCUAAUAACCCAAAGCUCUCUAAGUUUUGUCCUUCCCCUUCCGUAUGUGUACAGUGUUCAAAACAGGCCAAUAACCAGCCAUACCAGCACACUCCAUGGAGGGAAGGGGAGGCAGAGAAAAGUUGGGCUGCUCUUUCUGUUUCAACUAGUACUUGGCACCUAUGAGUUUGUCACUUAAAGGCUUUGCUGCUUAAUGAGAUCAAAAGCAUGUUUAGCAAGAUCAAAGAUAAGAAAAAAUAUGAAGUGGAAAGCAAUUGCAAAAAAGCUGCGUUGCACCUGAGAAUGCCAGAAAAUUAUGUCUAUCUGUGACUCUUUAGAUGUAAAACAUUUUUGCUACUUUGCAUCUUAGAGAACUUUUUUUAGCUUGAACAUGUUAUUUUGUCUCAUGCCAAUGCUGUAAGAGCUUUUGAGGAAAGCAUAUAGAGAAUUGUGAAGAAAUCCUGUGGUUGAACUCAGCUGGAUUAUGAAGGAACAGUACUGAGAGUGGGCAGGAAAUGAUCAGUAUCUGAGAAGAGAACAUGGAGAGAAAUUGAUGACUGUACUAAAGUAAGAGCUACACUCAGCAGUAUGUCCUCCAUUUGUGUUCCUGGUAAAAGUGCAUCAUAUCUGUAUUUUGUUUUUGUUUUCUGUAAUUUGUAGGCCACUGAAGCAAUCUAUGCUGAAAAGCUUAAAAGUUGAAUGAUGAUAUAUUUCAGCAAGACAAAGUAUCAGGAACUGAAAUUGUGUAUUUUGCCAAUAUAUUUUCAUUGUCAUCUUGUAAAGUUUGCCUGCCUAAAAAUGACAUAAAAAGGAACAAUGAAAUGUAUCAGCACUUCUUUUGUCGAUCCAUGCUAAUGACAAUAUGACUGCUUUAACUUUAAUACUUAAUGUCACAAAAAU
Messenger RNA from Sturnus vulgaris (Common starling), 2385 nucleotides. It is a transcript of the gene TAAR1, whose product is annotated as trace amine associated receptor 1. Gene Ontology annotation, cellular component: membrane. NCBI's taxonomy places the organism in Eukaryota, Metazoa, Chordata, Aves, Passeriformes, Sturnidae. Gene Ontology annotation, molecular function: trace-amine receptor activity. Gene Ontology annotation, biological process: G protein-coupled receptor signaling pathway. The record is from RefSeq and is a predicted model, not a curated record.